Diospyros lotus (date-plum) is the source of this 387-nucleotide messenger RNA. RefSeq lists its product as uncharacterized. The record is from RefSeq and is a predicted model, not a curated record. Gene Ontology annotation, molecular function: hexosyltransferase activity. The transcript has a single exon. Gene Ontology annotation, cellular component: UDP-N-acetylglucosamine transferase complex; extrinsic component of endoplasmic reticulum membrane. Bases 1 to 387 code for a protein of 128 amino acids. NCBI's taxonomy places the organism in Eukaryota, Viridiplantae, Streptophyta, Magnoliopsida, Ericales, Ebenaceae. Gene Ontology annotation, biological process: dolichol-linked oligosaccharide biosynthetic process.
AUGAGGAUUGACGAGAGAAGCGCGCGGAGUAUCCUUUUUGAGACUGAAUUUAAGAUUUCUGCAGGUUCAGGGAGCAUAUUUGAGACGCUGAAGCUGGGUAAGCCUUUAAUUGUGGUGGUAAAUGAGGAUCUGAUGGACAAUCAUCAAAGUGAGUUAGCUGAAGAACUAGCAGAGAGGAAGCAUAUGUUUUGUGCUCAGCCUCAAACACUGUUACACACUAUCACGGGUAUGAGUUUGGAGGCCCUUGUUCCAUACCAUCCAGGUGAUGCCAGACCAGUAGCUAAACUCAUAAACCAGUUCUUGGCUUUCCAGAUGAUUGAUCUAGCUCAUAGUAAACUGACACAUGAAGAAAUGCUCGACUCCUGCAUUCUCUUUCGUAUUGAAUGA